AUGAUUAAGUCUCUAAAGGUGGCAACCGAACGAAUUAAAGAGGCGGUAGGCGAGCUUAUGAUCCGUUCUAUCCCGGAAGAGGUAACGCUUUUGAAAGCAGCUAAUGCGACAUUAGAGAAGCAGAUUGGAGACCUCCGAAAGGAAAUAGAUGAUUUGAGAAGGCAGCCUGUUGCAAAGGCUCAAAACUUGUGCAGAAGGCGUUGGUAG
Molecule: messenger RNA, 207 nt
Organism: Danaus chrysippus (African queen)
Lineage: Eukaryota; Metazoa; Arthropoda; Insecta; Lepidoptera; Nymphalidae
Source: the annotation of a GenBank genome assembly